Messenger RNA from Tribolium castaneum (red flour beetle), 2546 nucleotides. Its product is annotated as cilia- and flagella-associated protein 91. The record is from RefSeq and is a predicted model, not a curated record. The coding region runs from base 96 to 2495 and encodes 799 amino acids. NCBI's taxonomy places the organism in Eukaryota, Metazoa, Arthropoda, Insecta, Coleoptera, Tenebrionidae. The transcript has 11 exons.
UUCGCUAGGAAACCUCACUAACUCACUAAACAUCAUCCUGACAAAUGACAAAUUCACUCAUUUUUGGUUUAUUUCUGAAUGAAAAAUAAAGCGCAAUGGCAGUGGGAUCAGUUAAACCAUUAUCACUACCUACCCCAUUUAGGCCCCAUGACUACGCUUACGAUCCCUUAUUUGUGGUCUCUGGACCCAAAGACCACUACAAAGCUGCUUUAUUGGCAAGACUAUCAACAGCGAAAUUCCAAAUAUGUCCAAUUUUUGCCAACAUGUUCUCGGAUUUGCCAAACCACCCGCGCAAACAAUACAUUCGACGCAAAUCCGCGCACUUACCUCAAGCUGGCAGAAGCUACAAAUCCAGACUUGAACCGAAUCUUGAUUAUUUAUGUUCGAGGAAAGUGGAUGUGAUUGGAGCAGAUCGCUCGAAAUAUUUCCACGUUCCCAAAACUAGCAUUGGGGGGCAUUUAAUUCCAGAACUUCAGCUCCACUAUACGUCACCAAGAGAAAAAUUACCCUCUGUUGUUAAAGCGGAGCCGAAGAGUCAAAAUAAGAAAAUUCAAACUGAGUUCAGGGAAUCGUCGGUUCAAACUUCUCCAUGGGAGCCCUCGAUUGUGUUUAAUGGAGAUACUGAGCCCGAAUUGUUGAAACUUGACUUUCUCAAAUGGGGUAGCGGUUUGCCGCCCGGCAUGCACGAAGUGCAGCUCCUUGAAAGAGCCAGGAUGAAGAGAGCUUGGGAGGAAAGAUGUGAAGUGAGAACUGCUGAGGAUUUAGAAAAACGGAGGACUAUUAUUGCGGCGAUGGAACGAGAUGAGUGGGCUUUUAGAGAACAAGAAAUACAAGAUAUUCAAGACCUUCGACUUAAACUUUUAGAAAAAAUGUUAAAUGAGCUUCACGAAAAAUCAAAGAAUAGAAAUGAGGCCAAGUUGAGAAUGUUUGCCGAGAUGAAAUAUGCCGAGAAAGAACAAAAACUGAAGAAAUUGCGUGAUAAAACAAAACGAGAACUGCGAAAAUUAGAUUUAAAACAUGCGGGCAUUGACCAGAAAUACCACUCUGUCAACGUUGUUGAAGAACACAUCAACCACGCAUCCGAAAUUUACGGUCCUCUGAUGAGGCACGGUGAACAUCCGAAACGUUGGCACUUAAUAAUCGACGAAGCCCUCACACGAUUCAAAGCCCAAUUUGUCGGUGUUGAAGAGUUCAACACUUUACCAACUUGGUUGAAUAAAGCAACCAAAAUUAAAGACUGCAUGUGUUUGAAAAUGAAAGGCACACGUCUCUGCAUGAGAGAAACAAAAUGGACAGCUCCUGUGCUGAAAAAGCUUCAUGAGGAGCUUUUAGCACUACGAAAGCACGAUCUUAAACCUUGCACUCUAAUUAAGAAAAUUCAAAGCCCACCCUCUGCAAUCAGCACUCCAGAAGUUGAAGGCAUUUCGGACGGUGAUGAAGAUUUUUACCAAGCGAUGGUUAUGAUACAAUCGGUUAUCAAAGGACGAGCGGCUCAAAUGCAUAUUUACGAAGGUCGGGAAAGAUGUAGAGAAUUAAUCCAAGAACUGAAAUUUUCAAGCGGUCUUUUGGUGGAAGAAAACGUCCAAAUACACGACUACAAACUAAAAAUAAAACUCCAACAAAGAGAGGAACAAAUCGCACUGGAAAAGCUUUUCAGAUUGCGUGAAAGUCUAGACGAGCUUCAAAGUACAGUAGUUGGAUCUUUGUUGGACUUUCUUAAUAAAGAGUUGCGGCGAUUGCUUGAAGAACGCCGUGCUCAUGCAAUUUGUAUUCUUCUUGAACGUGAGAGAUAUGAUAGAGAAGCGGCUGAAGCUGGUCGCAGACAAGUGGAGCUGAGACGAAGACGUGAACACGAUGAAAUGUUCAAGCAAAUUGUUAAAAUCCAACAGGAAACUGUCGAUUUGUAUCUUGAGGAUAUUAUUAAGGAAAGUAUGGAAUUUACGUCGGAGGAAGAAGCGAGAAGUUAUGUUGAAGGAAUGGCGAGGAAAAUCGACGAAGAGGCGUAUAGAAUAAAGGAGGCAACCAAUAUAACCAUCAACGACGAAGAAGAAAUCGUGGCGGACCUCGUCCACCACUUCGUCUUACCAGAGGUUCAGAAGCAAAUAAUACGCAAAAAAAUCCAGCGAAAACAACGCGAAAAAUUAAGAACAGUCCACGACACAGUUUACUCCGAAAUCGAAGACGUGAACGUCACUCAAGAGCCGGAACCAUCCGAACAAUCGAGUCUUAAGGAGUAUCCUGUUGUUGGAAGCAGCCAAAAGUUUCGACAACACAGCGUUCCAGGGACUAGUACUGAAGACAGACACUUCAGUAUAAUACAUGAAGCGACAAACGACACCACUUCACAUGCCAGCUCCGAUGGAAAGAGUCACAGUAGCAGAUCUCCAAGCAUCGUUGGUAAAAAUCAAAGUAUUAAUCAGAGAAUAGCAAGUGCCAGAGACCAGACGUCUAAAACUAAGCACCCGCACACAGAAGAUAAAUUUGACCACGAGUAAUAAAUUUUAUUAAAUUAUUUAAAAUACAUUAUUAAACUGGUUUAUAAUCAA